GGGGCACUUAAUGCAAUGCCAAGGGCAGGAGCGGGCUCCCAGUGAUCUGGGCAUGGAGCAUCAGGAGCUGAUCAGUGCAUCGGAGAUCAUCAAGGAUCGCUUAUAUUUUGCUACCUUGAGGAAUAAACCAAAGAGCACUAUAAAUACGCACUACUUCUGCACAGACGAGGAAUUUGUAUAUGAGAACUUUUAUGCAGAUUUCGGACCUCUGAACCUUGCCCUGCUCUACAGGUUCUGCUGCAAACUCAACAAAAAGCUUAAGUCUGGAUUUUUAUAUUUAUAUGACAAAAUAAAGUCGUUCAGUUUGUCGGGAAAGAAAAUUGUUUAUUAUACCGGGUUUGACCAGAGGAAAAGAGCAAACGCAGGUUUUCUUAUUGGUGCCUAUGCGGUUAUUUAUUUAAAGAAGACUCCAGAAGAGGCAUAUAGAGCUCUGCUGAGUGGGGCUAGCCCACAGUAUCUACCUUUUAGAGAUGCCUCGUUCGGGAACUGCACGUAUAAUCUAUCCGUACUGGACUGUUUGCAAGGAAUCCGUAAGGCUAUGCAUUUCGGAUUCUUUAACUUUGAGCACUUUAACGUGGCUGAAUAUGAACAUUAUGAGCGGGUGGAAAACGGGGAUUUUAAUUGGAUUGUUCCAGGGAAGUUUCUUGCCUUCAGUGGGCCUCACCAGAAAAGUAAAAUUGAAAAUGGUUACCCCAUCCAUUCUCCGGAGUCUUAUUUUCCGUAUUUUCGAAAACACAACGUUGUUGCUAUCAUCCGUCUCAAUAAGAAAAUCUAUGAUGCUAGUCGCUUCACGGACGCGGGGUUCCAGCACUACGACUUGUUCUUUGUUGAUGGAAGUACUCCCAGCGAUGGCAUAGUGCGGAGAUUCUUAAACCUCUGUGAAAGCAUAGAUGGGGCCAUUGCCGUACACUGCAAAGCUGGCCUGGGCAGAACUGGCACCCUCAUAGCUUGUUACAUGAUGAAGCAUUACAGAUUCACGCACUCCGAGGCCAUUGCUUGGAUCAGGAUAUGUCGGCCCGGCUCCAUCAUUGGGCCCCAGCAGCACUUCCUGGAAGAGAAGCAGACAUGGCUGUGGCUUGAAGGUGACCUCCAUAGGAGUAAACAGAAGCAGAAUCCGCUGGAGGAUGGAGCUUUGACCCGGAUCUUAUCGGAUUUUGAGGAUAUGUCCGUAAGCGAGAGGCUGUAUCGUCAUUUAAAUCUGGACAAAACAGGAGAGAAUAUUUCUGAAGAAGAGUUAGACCAGAAAAAUGGUCUCACCCAAGGAGACAAACUUCGUGCCUUAAAGAGCAAAAGACAACCACGUUCAGCAACUACUGGAGCACUACGUUUGGACGACUUGAAAUCACACACAAGAUCCACAACAUCACAGCCUUUCAGGGUGAUCGCUACUAACAGUGCCCAGGGCUCAAUGUCCCCAUUGAAAUCAUCCAGAGUGUGUGCCUCCACGUCAGGCGCUGCCAGAAGGGCUGGGCAGAGCCUAUUCUCUUCCAGUAGCAAAGGGAAAAGUUUUGCCGGGUCACUUGGGAAUCUGAAUUCUGCUCUAGAAGAGAUAGACAGCACCCGCAGCACUUCUCCCUCCCGCCCUAGUUAUCCCCCGGCACUCCCCAACAGCCUGUAUUCCUCCCAUACACGUGGUCGGAUCCAAGGAGAGCUAAACAACAACCACCAUACCUUGGGCACUCGUACCAACACCUAUGGAUCGUUCAGACCUUCCUACUCAGGCCUUUCUACUAAUGCACGUUACAUGAGCCGUUCUAUUCCCUCCCUUCAAUCUGAAUCCGUUCAGUUCUAAAGGUGGACACACUACUGACGAGUCCCAUGCAAUAGAAAAACGAUGAAGACAUCAAGAAGGUGAUACUUGCCCAGAUAAACGUUCACCCCUACAAACCAGCAAUCUGGAGCUGGAUUCCAAACACUACUGAUCCAUUCUACUGACUUUUUUUUUUCCAUUUCUAAUAUUUAUGCUUAUUUUGAAUUUUUAUUUUUUAAAGAAUAUGGAGUUUUAUAUUGAAAUAUUUUUUAUCGAAUUCAGUCUUGAUUUGUACAUACUCCAGUCUU
Pelobates fuscus (common spadefoot toad) is the source of this 2058-nucleotide messenger RNA. RefSeq names its product cell division cycle 14A (gene CDC14A). Gene Ontology annotation, molecular function: protein serine/threonine phosphatase activity; protein tyrosine phosphatase activity; protein tyrosine/serine/threonine phosphatase activity. Gene Ontology annotation, biological process: microtubule cytoskeleton organization; positive regulation of cytokinesis; regulation of exit from mitosis. The coding region runs from base 11 to 1792 and encodes 593 amino acids. Lineage: Eukaryota; Metazoa; Chordata; Amphibia; Anura; Pelobatidae. Gene Ontology annotation, cellular component: nucleolus; cytoplasm; centrosome. The transcript is spliced from 17 exons. The record is from RefSeq and is a predicted model, not a curated record.